Lynx canadensis (Canada lynx) is the source of this 1944-nucleotide messenger RNA. It is a transcript of the gene DES, whose product is annotated as desmin. Gene Ontology annotation, cellular component: Z disc; cell-cell junction; sarcolemma. NCBI's taxonomy places the organism in Eukaryota, Metazoa, Chordata, Mammalia, Carnivora, Felidae. Gene Ontology annotation, biological process: skeletal muscle organ development. The transcript has 9 exons. The record is from RefSeq and is a predicted model, not a curated record. Bases 16 to 1434 code for a protein of 472 amino acids.
GCCCGCGCCGUCACCAUGAGCCAGGCCUACUCGUCCAGCCAGCUCACGUCCUCCUACCACCGCAGGUUCGGUGGGGCCUCGGGCUUCCCGCUCGGCUCCCCGCUGAGCUCGCCGGUGUUCCCGCGCGGGAGCUUCGGCACCAAGGGCUCCUCGAGCUCGGUGACGUCCCGCGUGUACCAGGUGUCGCGCACGUCGGGCGGGGCCGGGGGCCUGGGGUCGCUGCGGGCCAGCCGGCUGGGGACGGCCCGCGUGCCCUCCUCCUCCUCCUACGGCGCGGGCGAGCUGCUGGACUUCUCGCUGGCCGACGCCGUGAACCAGGAGUUCCUGACCACGCGCACCAACGAGAAGGUGGAGCUGCAGGAACUCAACGACCGCUUCGCCAACUACAUCGAGAAGGUGCGCUUCCUGGAGCAGCAGAACGCGGCGCUCGCCGCCGAGGUGAACCGGCUCAAGGGCCGCGAGCCGACCCGGGUGGCCGAGAUCUACGAGGAGGAGCUGCGGGAGCUGCGGCGCCAGGUGGAGGUGCUCACCAACCAGCGCGCCCGCGUCGACGUCGAGCGCGACAAUUUGCUGGACGACCUGCAGCGGCUCAAGGCCAAGCUGCAAGAGGAGAUUCAGUUGAAAGAAGAAGCAGAGAACAAUUUGGCUGCCUUCCGAGCGGACGUGGAUGCCGCUACUCUAGCUCGAAUUGACCUGGAGCGCAGGAUUGAAUCUCUCAACGAGGAAAUUGCGUUCCUUAAGAAAGUGCAUGAGGAGGAGAUCCGAGAGCUACAGGCCCAACUUCAGGAACAACAAGUACAAGUAGAGAUGGAUAUGUCCAAGCCAGACCUCACUGCUGCCCUCAGGGACAUCCGGGCUCAGUAUGAGACCAUUGCAGCUAAGAACAUCUCAGAAGCUGAGGAAUGGUACAAGUCAAAGGUGUCCGACCUGACCCAGGCAGCCAACAAGAAUAACGAUGCGCUGCGCCAGGCCAAGCAGGAGAUGAUGGAGUACCGACACCAGAUCCAGUCCUACACCUGUGAAAUCGAUGCCCUCAAGGGCACUAACGAUUCCCUAAUGAGGCAGAUGCGGGAGCUGGAAGACCGCUUUGCUAGUGAGGCCAGUGGCUACCAGGACAACAUUGCACGUCUGGAAGAAGAGAUCAGGCACCUCAAGGAUGAGAUGGCCCGCCACCUGCGCGAGUACCAGGACCUGCUCAAUGUCAAGAUGGCCCUAGAUGUGGAGAUCGCCACCUACCGGAAGCUGCUGGAGGGCGAGGAAAGCCGGAUCAACAUCCCCAUCCAGACCUUCUCUGCUCUCAACUUCCGAGAAACAAGCCCUGAGCAAAGGGGUUCUGAGGUCCAUACCAAGAAGACAGUGAUGAUCAAGACCAUCGAGACCCGGGAUGGGGAGGUCGUCAGUGAGGCCACACAGCAGCAACAUGAGGUGCUCUAAAGCCAGAGACCCCUCUGCCAUCAGAGACCAACCUCGCCCCUGUCCUCACUGCCUCCUGAAGCCAGCCUCCUUCCAUCCCAGGUCACCACACCCAGCCACAGUGCUCCCCUCACAGCCUCUGACCCCUGCUCACCGACCACUGCUCAUGGCCCCUACAGGGGACAUGGCUCACCCCUGCCCAGGCACAGGCAGCCCCAGCUGUGUGAGUCCUGGAUGUUGGAGAUGAGUGAGCCUGAUUCCUGGCUGCCCUCAGAGUGUGCUGGGCAGGGCCAGGAUGGAGCCAAGGCAGAGCAGUGCCCCUGCCCCUCCUACCUCUGUGACCUCAGGCUCUAGCCUCUGGCUUUGGAGAGGGCUCCAGAGCAGGGUGUUGAGACCCCAUGUGAUCAGGAUGGAACCUAUGGACGUGCCUACUCCCUACUCCCUAGCCUGGGUCAGAGAGAAAGGGCAGCCUCCCCAACAAGCCGGGCAGGUGACUGGGAGACCAGCCCCUGUGGGAAUGGGGGCUUGAAA